This is a messenger RNA of Sesamum indicum (sesame), 735 nucleotides long. RefSeq names its product thylakoid lumenal P17.1 protein. NCBI's taxonomy places the organism in Eukaryota, Viridiplantae, Streptophyta, Magnoliopsida, Lamiales, Pedaliaceae. The record is from RefSeq and is a predicted model, not a curated record.
AUGAAAAAGAAAUAGCAGAGACGAGACAGCGCAGCCGAGCUCCACAUAUUACAAUCUCCAUAUCUCCUCCGUGCUUCAUGGCGGCACCACCACCACCACAACCACCGCCACCUCUCUCUCACGCCUCGACCCCGUCUUCUUCUUCUUCUUCGCAUUCCGUUCCUUCAUCUCUUUUCUUUUGUAGUCUUCCCAAUAAUCUCUCUAUAAAUUCAGAAAUCCCCUUCCGGUCAGCUUCAUCAUCAUCGUCAUCAUUAACCAUUUCUUGUUAUUCUUCCCAAUCACUCAGCCAAAUUCCCUACCAGCCCACAAUCCCUAACCACCCCAUUUUGCUAUUCACAGGAAUUGACUCUCCCACGGUGGACACUCAGACUUUCCUGGUCACUGUCAGUGUAUUAGUUGCUAUUGCUCUUUCUCUAUUUCUUGGCCUCAAGGGAGAUCCUGUACCAUGUGAGAGGUGUGCUGGGAACGGUGGAACCAAAUGCGUAUUCUGCAAUGACGGUAAGAUGAAGGCUGAAACAGGGCUAGUAGAUUGCAAAGUCUGCAAGGGUGCAGGACUGAUACUCUGCAAGAAUUGCGGUGGCUCUGGAUAUUCGAAACGUUUGUAAGCCAUAGCUAGACUCACAAGAGUUGGUUGUUUCCUUGGUUUACUAUUAAUAUCUUAGAUGGUUUAUCUUUUCUUGAUUCAUUUGUUUUAAAUCUAUUUAUUAUUUCCAAUUAUUUUUCUUAGAGAUAGCA